This is a messenger RNA of Cladocopium goreaui, 434 nucleotides long. The record is from the annotation of a GenBank genome assembly. NCBI's taxonomy places the organism in Eukaryota, Dinophyceae, Suessiales, Symbiodiniaceae.
AUGGCUUUGGAUGACCAAAGGUUCAAAGACCAUUGCCUGAUCAUUGUGGGCAAUGGCGGCAAAGCAGAUGAAGUGCUUGCCAAGAGGCGCCUAGCAGCCGGAGGCCGUCUGGCUCAUUUCUUGACGCGCCCAGAUGAUCCCCGGGUCACAUUUUCCGCCUCGGCGGAUGGCUUGGAGUACGACUUCUUCACUUGGCAGCCGCCCAAAGGCACAAUGGGCAUCUCCAGCUUCGCUCGGAAGCUCCAGGGCAAGCCUCGGACGUUUUGGACCAAGACAGGGCCAGAUGGCAUUGAGCUUUCGGAAAAUCAUCACUUGACCAUUCGCUAUGGCAUCACGGGCAAACCGAGGCAUGUGACUUUGACAGAUGAGACGGGCGACAUUUUGGUGGAGAUGUCUGGACAUGUGGUGGUGGAUGCAGACAUGUUGAUCGCUGA